AUGUCCCAGACUCAAGAAUUCGGCCUCACGGAAAACGUCGAGCGGAUAGUAGAAAAUGAGAAGAUUAACGCGGAGAAGACGUCAAAGCAGAAGGUGGACCUUCAGUCACUGCCCACGCGGGCCUAUCUGGAUCAGACCGUUGUACCGAUCUUAUUACAGGGACUUGCCGUGCUUGCAAAGGAGAGUUUCCCGAGUUCCCCAUCAAAGAAUGCC
Messenger RNA from Tachyglossus aculeatus (Australian echidna), 213 nucleotides. RefSeq names its product protein dpy-30 homolog. The transcript is spliced from 2 exons. The annotation marks the transcript as partial. Lineage: Eukaryota; Metazoa; Chordata; Mammalia; Monotremata; Tachyglossidae. The record is from RefSeq and is a predicted model, not a curated record.